Molecule: messenger RNA, 1059 nt
Organism: Peronospora matthiolae
Lineage: Eukaryota; Oomycota; Peronosporomycetes; Peronosporales; Peronosporaceae
Source: the annotation of a GenBank genome assembly
AUGCGAUGCGCGAGCAAGGCCGCCGAGAGCGCGUCUGCACGUCUCUGUGCGGACGCCGAAGCAGAAACUACAGCAACUGAUGUCCCAUCGGUUGCUGAAUCGACUCAGCCUGUAUCACCUGGUGAUGCAGGCGCUGGUCAUGAAGACACUCGUGUCUUCACAGAGUACGAGCUCGGUGUCUCGUACUCUCCUGAUACGGAUGACGGAUCCGUAUCGACGGCAAUUGAAUCCAAGCCGCCUGCCAAGCGUGGCAUGGACGAUGCUUUGCGUCGCAGCAUCUUCGGUUCAUCUGAUGAGCCAGAUGAACCAUCGCCGAAGCGAAGGCGCUCGAGGUCGCGAGACUCGGGCGCUAAUAGUGGUGUCGUUUCUCCAAUGGACACCACUUCACAGCGAGGUGCCAGUACUUCUGUUGGCACGUCGCAGGAAGAGCGGGACCGCAAUGUGUUGCGUCUCGCUCCCGAGAAGAAGGCAUGGAUGCCUCCUAAAUCUGUCAUGGAUCACUUGUCGGCGACGACGAGUGAUCGUUAUCGAACACGAUUGUUCGAUUCGUCAAGGAUUCAUCACCUUGACCCCAGCGCGAAAGACUAUCGCGCUGAACAUGAGUUCUUCAUCGAUGCUUUCUUCAGACAUCGAUGGUACAGUGGGAAUCACAAACGUGAUUGUCUUUCACUACUUCAGGCGUGGAACGCCUACAUCCAUAAUCUCGAGGAUGUAGGUCGUGACGCUUGGAACGACAAACUUAUCAAAGCUCGUGAUAAGUUUGAAAAGCGAACCCCGACAGGUGCACGCUAUAAGCUGCAUCGUCUGUCAAGGGAGAAAGGAUUACCCUGCCUCUCUUGGGGAGACUCGUGCCCAUGUUGUGUGAACAACUCUGCACGAGCACCUAAGGAGGCUUACCUCCUUACCAGCCCGUGGUGGCGCGUACGUGUCUCUACUGAGAUAACUGCUCUUCAGACCCUUGUUGAUGCCCACCAUCGGGAGCACAAGGCUCUCUGCGAGAUGCUUGAGCGCAAGGGCGUUCUUCAUCGGAAGAAGCAGCGUACUGAUGGUACGGCUUAA